This is a messenger RNA of Lasiodiplodia theobromae, 381 nucleotides long. RefSeq lists its product as uncharacterized. The transcript has 2 exons. Lineage: Eukaryota; Fungi; Ascomycota; Dothideomycetes; Botryosphaeriales; Botryosphaeriaceae. The record is from RefSeq and is a predicted model, not a curated record. The coding region runs from base 1 to 381 and encodes 126 amino acids.
AUGGAUACCAAAAGCACCACAGCCCGCUCCACCGUCGCCGUCGAGCUGCGCAUAUGGGACCCCAACACCGCCACAACCACAGCCACGAGUACCACUCCGCGCAUCCGUCACCUCAGCGGCGACAUCAGCUGGGAGAAACUCCACCAAAUCGCCUACACGACCUUCAGCGUCGACCGCGCCUCCCACACCGUCCACUUUCACCGCGACUCCUUCCGGGACGGCGGCGGCGCCUCGCCCACGAGCGGCGGCAAGCGCAAGCCGCGCCUGAAGAUGGGCCUCUGGGCCGCCGGCGUCUACCACGGCGUCGCGCUGCGCAUCCGCGGCGACCGCAAGUUCGUCAUCUACGCGCACUUCGUCAAGAAGGACGAGUAUUGCAAGUGA